UUCGGAUCCGCCUUCACUCCGCAUAUAUCCGCCACGGAGCGCGCUCGUCGUAUCAUCCGAUACUGGCCUUCACCGCUGUUGCCCGCCCGCCCGUCAGCUGUGGUUCACUUUCUUUCCGGUGGCUGCCAGCUCCGAUCCAUUCUAUCUAAGAUUUGCUGUUCAAAUAGAUUUGGAUUCGGUAUAAUUUCAUUACAUUUCUCUUACCUUUGGCCAGACCCCGUUGCCGAGCUUCCCCCGUUGCCGUUGGCGCCGCUGCCGGCGGCUGAUGGUGGGCCUGGGCCUGGGCAGCGGGCGGCGCAGCGCGCGCUCCACGCCGCCGUUGCUGCUCGUGCUGCUGCUGGCGCUGAGUGCGUGCAUGGCCUUCCUCGUCCUCACCUACUGGCUGUCGAGCGCGCGCAGCUCCGAGCUGCAGGCACGCGUCGCCGUCCUCAACACCGAGAUGCGGCGCGUGGCGUCUGAUGUCGGCGUCGCCGAGCUGGCCAAGUAUCAGCUGCAGGUGCAGCUGCAGGGCCAGCGGGAGGAAGCGGAGCGGCAAGCGCAGCUGCACCAGCAGUAUCUUCAGUCGGAGAUCCGCGCUUGUCACGAUGUAAAGGAGAAUCUGAAUAAGAACAUUACGAGUAGCACAAAGAUUAUACAAACACUGCAAGAACAAUUUCAACAAUUGCAAAGGGGGUAUGGCCAAAUAAAUCAAAAGUUGCAGGAUCUGCAGAAAAAGUUAACCUAUGAUAUUACUCAGUGCAGUAAUCAGAUAAAUGAUCAAAAAGAGUUGUAUGAAGAACAGAUUAAGGUGCUAAACAGGAGACUUGCUGAUGCCACAAAGCUCCAGACUGGAAACAGAGACACUGAAUCAACUGAUCAGACCAAGUUAUUGCCGAAAGAGUACAAGCCAACAGAUAAACAAGAAACCAAUGAUCCACAUCAAGAACUCCAGUCUCCAAAAGAAGAUAAUGAUCCCACCAGUCAGUUAGAAGUUAAAACAAAUGAAGUUGAUAUUAUGACAAAGAUUGUAUCUGAAAAGGAAAAUAAGCUACAUGAUUCAAAUGCCCUUGAAGUGAAUGGAACUAUUGUUAAAAAUGAAAUAAUCACCAAAGAUGCAGGUGUAGGUGAAAAUAAUCAACAUCACUUGGAUACAUCGCAACAGGGAAACACUGAUCACAGAAGGAAUCCUGGUGAAGUUAUGGAAGAUGACAAGAAAUAAAUGUGGGACAUAAAGAAGCUGAAAAUAUUUCUUGUGAAAAAUGAAGAUCAGAACAUGAAACAAACACUGUUUACGAAACUGGUUGAAAUAAGUGGAUUGAGUAGCUUUAUUUGUUGAUAUUGCACUUUCUUAGCUGACUACAGUGAGAUUUAAUCAGUAUUGCUUGGAGCUAUAUAUCAAGGACCAUUAGUGGCCUGCAGUUUAAAAAGUAUUGGGUACGAGCAAUUUCUGAUUCAUUCAAAAUUAAAUGAACAAUUGAGUAACUCUAACUUUAAUUCAUACUGGAAAUUUCACUAAGUUCUAUAAUUGAAACUGGAUGUUGUAAUAUUAGCUGUUUUAAAUGCUGAUUCUAAUUGCAUCUUAAUGAUUUCUUAAGUCAGACACUAUUAUCACACUUAUAAGUAGCAGACUCUCUGUGGAAUGCAAUUGUUUAUGCAUAUCUUUUUCAAUUCUGCCGUUAAUACAGACAUUUAAGGAAGCUUAUUUUUUAAAACUAAGUUCUGAAAGGUAAAGAAGAGGUGCCCAAAGUCUGUACUGAUUUCCAUUGAAUUAGUGUGGUUAGUCUGUCUCUUUGUGUUAGUGGGUUUGAGGGAAAAAAACUUUUAAUAUAUUUUUUUAAUCCUUUACCUUAAUAGCAUAUUUAACAUGUAACAAAAUAUAUAAUUACACAUUCUGAAAAGUGAAGUUAAUGUAAACUGGAUUUAGUUUUGAUAUGUCCCUCCAUUCUGGUGUGCUGAAAUAUUACGUGAGAUUGGGCAUCUUCUGAAUCGCCUCUACAUCUGUACUCCAAAUUAAAUUUGUCAUCUAAAAUAAAAAUGCAACUUAAUUGCUUAGGCUGAAUCUACUUGGCUAAAAAGGUUGCAUUCUUUUAUGUCCUCUGUCUAACCUUUCUCAUUGAGAACUGUGUUUAUUUCAAAAUAAAAUAAUUAUUGUUUCAUU
Molecule: messenger RNA, 2137 nt
Organism: Leucoraja erinaceus (little skate)
Lineage: Eukaryota; Metazoa; Chordata; Chondrichthyes; Rajiformes; Rajidae
Product: Golgi membrane protein 1-like
Exons: 8
Coding region: 266-1198 (310 amino acids)
Source: RefSeq, a predicted model, not a curated record